Molecule: messenger RNA, 1661 nt
Organism: Schizophyllum commune H4-8
Lineage: Eukaryota; Fungi; Basidiomycota; Agaricomycetes; Agaricales; Schizophyllaceae
Product: FAD/NAD(P)-binding domain-containing protein
Exons: 11
Coding region: 63-1571 (502 amino acids)
Molecular function (GO): monooxygenase activity; FAD binding
Source: RefSeq, a predicted model, not a curated record
GGACAAUCACACGGGCUUGUCUCGAAUCUCCCGCCCCAUUCGUCCUUAACGCAGCAACGGUCAUGGCGUCCCCACAAACGUGCCCGCUCAACUUCAUCGUUAUUGGCGGCAGUAUAGCGGGUCUCGUCUCUGCAUACCAGCUCGCGCAGAAUGGCCACAAAGUCCUGAUCCUGGAAAAGGAUCCCCCGAGCGCCUCCCGCGGCGGGUUACGUCUUCCCCCAAAUGCGACGCGUCUGCUCGAGACGAUGCCCGGCGUGCGGGAGCUUCUGCGAAGCAAGGGCACGAUUUGUAGAGACCUUACGAUUGUCGAAGGGACCUCGUUCCACGUCCUCGGGCGCCUCUCAUACGAUCCCCAAUGCGUUACCGACCUCCUGGGCAACUUCUGGACGAUACCUUACGACACCCUUCACGAUCAUCUGACCCAGAUCUGCAGGCUCGCGGGCGUGCACAUCGUGUACAACGUACAGGUCGCGUCUGUCAUCCCGGGCGACCGCCCCGUGGUCGUCAGCGCUGCCGGCCAGUCCUUCUCCGCUGACAUCGUCGUGGGCGCGGAUGGCCGCUUCAGCGUUACGCGCGCCUACGUCAAUCAGGACCCAGAACCCAUCUACGCGGACGACGAGGACAUGGAGGAGGAUGAGGACGACGGCGCGAGCCUGUACAGCGCGUACAGGCCCAGGUCUUCAUUUCCCACAAUACACGCGACGAGGGGGUGGACUUUCUGUAUAUCACGAGAACGGAUGCGAAGCGAUCCCAUCCUGGACCCUCUCUGGCAGAACAAUCUGAUCGGCUGGCCAGGGACUGGCAUGGUUGUUUUGGGACAUCCAUGCGGUCCGGAUGCCUUCAUCAUGACUGCAGUUCGGAUAUGUGAUCCCAGCGAACCUCUCGUCGACGGGCACUUUCAGCUGAAUCAGCCGUACGAGGACUUCACCGAUUACUUCAAGCAGUUCGACCCGCGCUUGCGGCGGCUGGCGAAGAUGGCGCACACCGUGCACACCACAACGCAGACUGUUCCGCGCUUCACGCGCUUUGCGGAUCGCAACUCGCGCGUGGUGCUCAUCGGCGACGCGGCGCACGGCUCGCCGAUCCACUGCACGCACCAUUGCGCCCUCGCCAUCGAAGACGCCUUCACCCUCGCGCGCAUCUUCGCGCACAUCACCGCCCGCGCGCACAUCCCGCUCUUCCUCCACGGCUACAACCAGUCGCGCAUGGCGCGCGUCGCCGCCGUAGAGGCCUCCGAGUUCGAGUCGAUCCACCAGGUCAUGCUCCCGCCGGGCCCGCAGCGCGAGAGCCGGGACGCGAGCCUCGCGGCGACGCUGCUGAUCGACGAGGACGAGCAGAUGAUGAGCGACGAGGACUUCGCGGCGGCGUGGCACACGUAUGCGCGGCAGCUCGACUUCGAUGCGGUGGAGGCGGCGGAGGGGUGGUGGCUGAACUACGGGCGGUACGCGCUGGAGCAGGAGUAUGGGGUGCCGGUGGUGGAGGGUGUCAAUGGGGUGCCGGUGGAGAAUGUGGCGGGCGGCGACGCUGGAUCGAACGAGGCGCAGGCGAGGGUUGUCGCACAACUAGCCUAGGUGCUUACUGACCCUCCCUUGCAGCGUACUUGACGGAAGCGAGAACUCUGAUGCUUUGUGAACGUGCGGGCGGGAAGCUGUACUUUCCGU